AUGUAUUUAUAGUAAAUAAUUCAUUAGAAUUACUAUCUUAAGAUCUUGUAGAAAAUGCAAAUAUAAAAUAUACUAAUAAAAAAAUUUGAUUAUCUCGUGUUAUUUUAACAAAUCAAUAUAAUGAAGAAGUAAUAUUAAUUUUAAAUGAUAUUUCAAAAUAAAAUGAGCUUUAAUAAUUAAUUUCAGAAGAUGAAUCAAACCAAAAGUAAAUUUAUUCAUAUAUAAUUUAAGAUUUUAGAAUCCUUUUCACAUGAAUUAAGAACUCCAUUCAAGGAGCUAUUAAUUAUUUAUCUAUUUUAUAAGACUCUGCUGAUUCUGAAAUAAUUAAAAAUAAAUAUACAGUUCCAGCAUUAAAUUUAAGCUAAAAUCUAAUCAUAUUUAAUAAGUGAUCUAAUUGAUUUUACAUCUUCAAAUACAAAAAAUUUAGAAUACUUGAUUAAGGAAUUCUCAAUGAGAUAUUAAUUAAUGAAAUUACUUCACUAUUUACUGUGUAAUUAACAGAGAAAAAUCUUGAAUUUAGAGUAGAUCCAUAGGAUUGUUGUACAACUACAGUAACAAGUGAUUAUACUAAGUUAAUGUAAAUAUUGGUGAAUUCAUUACAAAACUCUAUUAAAUUUUUAACUGAACAAUUUAUUUUUUUGAAAAUUUAAUCACAUACGAAAGAAAUAUUAAAAUUUACAGUUAGUUAUGUGGAAUAAGGUCUUUCAUGCAUGAAUAUAACAUAGAUUUAAUCAUAUUUAAAUAAUUUGGAGAAUCAAAAAGAGAUUUAAUUAUAUAACACAUGGUAGGGAUUAGGUUUAUUGAUUUCAGCUAUGUUAGUUUCUAAAGAAGGACCAUUUGAUAAAAGUAAAAUAAAGUUUGAAUCGAUGGAAUUAAUAUGA
Paramecium sonneborni is the source of this 881-nucleotide messenger RNA. The record is from the annotation of a GenBank genome assembly. Lineage: Eukaryota; Ciliophora; Oligohymenophorea; Peniculida; Parameciidae.